GUUUGAACGGUCAAGCAGUACCAAUCUGGGUAACCAUGGCAGAAGGAGGGUUCGAUCCCUGUGAAUGCGUUUGCUCUCACGAACAUGCGAUGAGGAGGCUGAUCAACCUGCUACGACAGUCCCAGUCCUACUGCACGGACACAGAGUGUCUUCAGGAAUUACCAGGACCCCCUAGCGACAAUGGCAUCAGUAUUACCAUGAUCUUGAUGGCCUGGAUGGUUAUCGCGGUGAUCUUAUUCUUACUGAGACCUCCUAACCUAAGAGGAUCCAACCUACCUGGAAAGCCAACCAGUCCUCAUAACGGACAAGAUCCACCAGCUCCUCCUGUGGACUAACUUUGUGACACAGGAAGUGAAAAUAGCUAACACCUUGCACGACCAAAUGAACGAAGACGACCGGAGUACUCUUAACCCCGUUAGAACUGUCGUUCCUCUUCCAUCUGCGAUCCGGGAUGGUAUUGUUUUCAUGAGCUUCUAGAAAUUUCACACGCAAGCUUAUUUUUGCUUCCUGUCUUAUCACCAUUCUUCUUUACAGUAUAUUUGAGUAAAUGAUUCUAUUAAAAGAGUUCCAUGGGGCUUUUUUGGUUGUCCUGAACUUAGACAUUCCACUCAUUUUGUUUGUAACUGUGAUCCUAAGUUUUGUGAUGAUUUCUGGCUUGAUUGAAGGAAAUCUGAAAUCUCUGCAUUUAAAUAUUUUGAAUAGUUUUGGUAGAUUUUAAAUUGCCUUUUUUUCCCUCCCCAUAAGGUAUUUAUAAAGUUAUUUGGGGUUGUCUGGGAUUGUCUGAAAGAAAAUUAGAACCACACACUGUAUUUCCACUUACCUUGACAGUUUAUUAGGCAGUUUUCUGUAGUUCCUGGAACUACGAUGGCUUGGGUAUUUUCCAAAUCGAAGCUGAGAUCUGUAUUAUCCAUUAAAACUGGUUUAUAUGGGUAGGGUAGGAGGGGAAGAGAAAUGAAAUGGUUGUUUAUUAAUUUUUUUACUCCCAUUAAAGAUGUCUAAUGAUAAAAGUUUAAAUAAACAUGAUUGAUCAAUGUGGUAGACGAUUUACAGUCCAUUUUGUGACAUUUGUAAGCCACUGUACGCUAGCUAGCCUUACGAGAUUCAUGAGAGAAAAAGUUCAUUUUUUUCUGCCUUUGCCACGUAUAAUCUAUACAGUAAUAACUUAAGCUAUAUUUUAUGUUUUAAAUGAGUGCCUCUCAAGAAGUUUCUUUUCUGUCCUAACACUUCCCUGUUUAAAUGAAACUAUCUUAAAAUUAUAAUGGGGCUUGGUAGGUUGCUGACAUUUGAAUCCCUAUUUACUUAUUCCAUCCUUUUAUUUAAAGAAAAACUUAGAAUCUUUUGUUAUCCUGACCUUUACAUUUUGGUAAUAAAUUCUUGUUUUCUUCCAAGGGAAAAGGAGGAAAAUGAGAAAUAAUCAAGGAUAUUUUCCUCACCCCUUAAUCACAUUCUGGUUUGGUAAUGAGAUGAGAAAGAAGCAUUAAUGUAAAUGAAAUUUCAAAAUGUAUUAACAAAACUAAAGGACUGCAUUAUUUUGCUCAAAAGUUGAGCACAUACUAUUGUAUUUUGUAAAUGUCUGCAUUACCUAUGUGAUUAUGGAACUUUAUGGGUUUUUUCUGGCAAGUGAUCGUAGAUGAUUUACGGGGCUAGAAAGUAUUUUGCUAUCAAUGCGAAGGGCUUUCCCCCUUUAGGUCAGUUUAGAUUUUCACUGUUAGAUCAAGAAAUGACUUGUAUGAAUUGAAUACAUAACUCUGUAAUAUUGUACUGCUUCAUAGUCGCUGGGACAGUUGUGUGACACUCAUAGGGAAUUUUCUCCCCUUAUUAUGAUUACAUUGUAGGCCAUAGACAUUGUAAGGGCAUCAUUCCGUUAUAUAAUCAAGUAUUGACUGCUUCAUGUGUUCUUGGGCAUCUUAGCUUUGAGCUUCACUUCCGGAAAUAGUAUAACCAGCUCAGUCACUUGUGCUGAGAGAGGGUAACGUAACACAGGUAAGUUAAACCCUAGGUAAACGGACACACAGGGUUUUGGUCUCGCAGUGGUUUCCCGGGAGCCAUCCCAGCCCUAUACCCGGUAAACUCAUUGAAAGGAGAAAGGACCAGAACAGCGUGAGAUGGAGCUAAAUCUUGCCCUAGCCCCUUGAAUUUUGAAGGCUUGCCUCUAUAUCCUAACAGUUGUUCUUUAAACCGCUAGAAAGCCAGUCCCUGGUGGAGAUUCUGUUGUUUUUGAAUUUAUGGCUCACGAAUAAUUGAGAAUUGGCUUUGGUUGAAGAAGUGGCCUACACAUGGAUACAGAAUGUUUUAAGUAUUAGAGGAUUCUUAAUCCUAGUUCUUCCGUUCUGACACACAUAAUUGACGUUAUGUCUAAAUAGAUUAGACCUUCCCUAUAUGGAGCAUCUAUUUAGUCACAAAAUUCUUAGGGAAGUCUUUAGUCUUCGGAUUUUUGCUUGUAAAAUUUCUCUGCAUUUUUGAAAAAGAUAGUAUAUAGCACAUAAAGUGUUCUCAUUAGCCUAACCAGUAAUUUAUAUUCUAUUUAAUUCUUAAAGCUUCUACACGUGGCCUUUUUGUUGAGCACACUUUUUCAUCAUUACAUGGCUUGUAAACGUUCACCUGAACUGUGGCUACAGUCCUUUUAAAAUAAUCUGGAGAAAAGAUCGAUAAAGCGUACAUUUUCAUUACUUUCGGUUCGGAAACAUCCUACAGUACCAUUAAGAGUUUAUUUUGUUUUAGAGUCAUUUAAUGUUCUUUCAUGCGAAACAGUGGUGGUUUUUUGUCCCCCCACCUUCCUUUCCAUAUGGAAAAGAUCAACAUUGGAGCUGUGUGUAGGAAAGGAAUUUAUGAUGUGUCUAUCCAAGCACUACCCACGGGCAGCAAGUCCUACUUGCAUGGGUUUUCCCAAGUAACUCUUGAGCACCGCUAUUCCAUGGUCACCUUUAGUGUCUAUGUGCUAUGCGAUAUGGUAGUGUCUAUGGAAUUCCCACUAUCUUAAAUUUUCAAAGAAACCUUGGAAAUCCAUCUUUCUAAACCGAAGUCUAUCACUCUAAGUGGAUAUGUGUUCAAAUUUGACCAGCUCAGUUUAAGACCCAAAACAGCAACCCGAAGAAGGAAAAAUGAAGAGCUCACAGUUAAUGGGCAAAAUUUUUGUUGCUGCAAUGGUAGGUUUAGUCUUACUAUAUAAUAUUUCUAAGUGAAAAAUCAUAUGUAUUUGGUACCAUGUCUGAUGAUUACUUUGUUCAAAGCAACAGUGGUCAUGUGAUCUCCUAAAUGUCAAUUGCUGUUUUGAAUGUUUAAAUCAUGCCAAACAAAUCAUGUCUGUGCCAUCCAGGGUUUAUUGUUAAUCUUUUACUGAGUACUUGGAUUGGGAUAAAGGGCUUGUACUAUGCACUUUUUAUGAAUAAAUAAAUAGAAAAUGUUA
Molecule: messenger RNA, 3406 nt
Organism: Tupaia belangeri chinensis (Chinese tree shrew)
Lineage: Eukaryota; Metazoa; Chordata; Mammalia; Scandentia; Tupaiidae
Gene: SMIM14
Product: small integral membrane protein 14
Cellular component (GO): endoplasmic reticulum
Source: RefSeq, a predicted model, not a curated record